ACGGUGGAGCUUUUCUGGAGAAAGAGCGCGACCCCACAGGCCAGCAGACAGUGCCUCCAUUAGUGUUAGGUGCGGGGCUAGUAACAGUGUUAUGUCCGUCCUCUUCCGCACUUCACCUUACGAUACAUCACCACCCCCCCUGUGGCCCAGCCAAGACGGGAAAAUAGCGAGUGCGGCUGAAACAAAUGUCAGUUUGAACGGCGAUUCAAUAUUGACGGAUCACUUCCCACCCGAGAUGAUGGCGCGCAUUGCCGUGGGCCAGUUGACCUCCACGGCCAACAUCACGCACAACCUCGCCCAGUGCCGAGUCCUCGUCAAGAAAGCACUCCAAGCAGGCGCCAAGGCCCUCUUCCUCCCCGAGGCGAGCGACUACAUCGCCAACUCCGGCGAGGAGACCGUGCGUCUCGCGCGGCCGGUGCACGAGAGCGAGUUCGUCCGCGGCCUGCGCGAGGAGGCCCGCCGCGAGCGGCUGCCCAUCCACGUGGGCGUCCACGAGCCGGGCCUCGACACCCAGCGCGUCAAGAACACGGUCCUGUGGAUCGACGAGCGCGGCGAGAUCGCCCACCGGUACCAGAAGAUCCACCUCUUUGAUGUCGAGAUCAAGGACGGGCCCGUGCUGAGGGAGAGCAAGUCCGUCGAGCCAGGCAGCGAGAUCGUGCCUCCGUUUGAGACGCCGAUUGGCAGAGUUGGCUCGGCGAUAUGUUUUGAUCUCCGGUUCCCCGAGAUCGGCCUCGCACUGAGACGCCAGGGGGCCGACCUGAUCACGUUCCCGUCCGCAUUCACCGUCCCCACGGGGAAAGCCCACUGGGAGACACUCCUGCGAGCGCGAGCGAUCGAGACGCAGUGCUACGUUGUUGCUGCUGCGCAGGUGGGGAGACACAGCGAGAAGCGCGUGAGCUAUGGCCACAGCAUGAUUGUCGACCCAUGGGGCGCGGUCUUGGCCGAGCUGGGAGACAAGAGCGACGAGCCCGAGGUCGCUACCGCCGAGAUAGAUACCGACCUCUUGCGCAAGGUCAGGAGGGAAAUGCCGCUCCACAGACGCACUGACGUGUAUCCGGAGGUUUAGGUCCAGGUCUCUGAGAGAUCAUUCGCGAGUUGGAUCAGCAUCCCGAAUCUACCUUCAGAAGCUUAUGCACUCUACCCACACGCUGCUACCUCCCCAAGGCCUACCGUGAUACGAUGGAUGGACAAGCUCGCGCAUCGACAUCGACAGUCGGAUUCCUGUCUCUAUCGUCUUUCGAGUCUACCAUUCGUCAAAAGCUGAUUCUGUGACGGUUGAGCCUGGGUCGCAUCGCGUUUUCGCUGCAGGCGUCAAGUUCCAUUCCGAGGUGGUCAAGAGGAAGUUUCGGACGCCGAGCUUCUCUUCCACCGACGCCGUUUUAUUGCACUUUCUGCCUCCUCAAGCGCGCCUAUUACGUCUCGUCGUCUGAAUGCCGCUCCCCCGAGGGUUGGGGUUCAACCGCGACCCUACAUACAUCUUGGUUUCCGCUCGGACUUGAAUCGUCGUUGCAUAGAUCUUGUGUCUCCGGCACGGACCCCGCAGCGGGCUCUCUUGCGGGUUACGGCCUCCGUGGUCCGGUUCCGGGAUAAAUACGGGAUAUUAUUACAUCCAGCCACUGAUGCCGUGUUUCAUUUAAUUCCCCCGGUUGACCAUUGGUUGUCAAAUUAGAAUACCAGUCGGGCGGUCGCCGCGGCGUAAGAUGUCCCUCAAACUGUCACCACGCCCAUCCGGC
Messenger RNA from Thermothielavioides terrestris NRRL 8126, 1733 nucleotides. RefSeq lists its product as uncharacterized. NCBI's taxonomy places the organism in Eukaryota, Fungi, Ascomycota, Sordariomycetes, Sordariales, Chaetomiaceae. The record is from RefSeq and is a predicted model, not a curated record. The transcript has 7 exons. Gene Ontology annotation, molecular function: hydrolase activity, acting on carbon-nitrogen (but not peptide) bonds, in linear amides. The coding region runs from base 236 to 1066 and encodes 276 amino acids.